GUGACACCAAAGCUGCAGAACAAGGUUGCGAAUUGUCCCCUCUGACAACAAUGAGCUUCCGAAAAUACGACCCCCCGAGCCCUCUUUCUUCUCCUUACCCGCUACAGACUGAGAAGAUAAGUUCCCACAAACGGGCACGUAUGGUCCGUCUGCCCCAGCAGGGCCCUUUCCGGCACCUUAUGGACCUGAAGACAGAGAAGAGGCUGGCAGGGUGGAAGGAACGCCGUAGCCGAUUUGGUGACAUCAACAUGCACAAGUGCUAUCAGUUCGGGCAGGUCUUCUCGCCUUUCCAGGCUCUGGCCACCACAGAGAUGCGAAGGUUGGUGCUACCCAGAGACUUGCCCAUGAGUUCUCACAGGCGGAGAAUAAAUACUUCAUCCCUCAGUGACAUGAAUCUCCAGGAUUUACCCCUGUCUCCAAAAGAGCUGGCCUCGGGAAAGGAUGAUAGCCAUCGUGAAAAAGACAAGCCAGUGAGCCACAUUAAAAAGCCUUUAUUCCCCCCGAUAGUCAAAGCAACGAAAUAUAACGACAUGAAAUAAGGUUGC
Molecule: messenger RNA, 545 nt
Organism: Rattus rattus (black rat)
Lineage: Eukaryota; Metazoa; Chordata; Mammalia; Rodentia; Muridae
Exons: 3
Coding region: 51-539 (162 amino acids)
Source: RefSeq, a predicted model, not a curated record